CAUUUUAAGGGAAAAAAAGAAAAUGAAAAAAGAUUUAUUAAAAUAAAUAAAAAGUUUAAUUUAUUUUUAUUAGGCGGAAAAUCAUGAUCAAGCGAUCACACUACCCAGUGAUAUGGGACUGACAAUAUAGGAAGGCUCUCACACCGACUCAGUGACUCGUCUUGACUCACUCCCAACAUUUUCAGAAAUUGAACUAAGAAGAAGGGAGAUAGAGAUAAAUAAUGUGGCAGAGGAUCAAGAAGAAAAAGAUUUGUGGUGGUGAGUUUCCUAAUUACGGAGCAAUCUUCAUGUCCAAUCGCACUACAUUGCACGAGUGCCUAUAAUCCAACCUCUUUGGACUCCCUUCUUCUCAUUCCCAUUUCGUCAAGCAAGUUCGGUCCGGAAUGAUUCUCUUUCUUUUCGAAAACGAGGAGAGAAAACUCCAUGGCGUUUUUCAGGCCAGCACCGUUGGUGACAUUAAUAUUGUUACUCACGCAUAUGAGUCUUCUGGAAAGCGGUAUCCAACUCAGGCAAACGUCAGGAGGCUUCUACAGUUGCUUAAUUCUAAAAGAGUAGAUGUGGGCAGAAGAAAAAGGCUGCGGGAUUAUCAAUUUGAAAAUGGAGAAGUGGAAAAUGAAAGGUUCGCAAUCCAUAAGACAUUAUCUUCUGGGAUAUCUGUUGUAAUGUGCAAUGAAUCAGAAAGCAGUCCAUUGGAUUAUACUGCCAAGUAUUGUGGUUCCAGGUCUUCCAAUGUGUCAGGACAUAAUGGCAACUCUGGUGGAUGUAAAGUUGAUAGUACUGAUAUUGGUUCAGGAAUUGGAACUAUAAUAUCUGAGGAGGUACCAAAAAGCUUAGAAGACACUUCAAAAGAUGUUGGUACUGACAAUCUUGGAGAUUUUAUACCUUUGACAUCCCCGGACAAUUCUUAGUGUGAGGUGGACUGUGUCAAGAAUGACCAAACAGAGUGUGUCUUCUCAUAAACUGAUUUUCCCUCGGAUGCUUUUGAACUAUGAGGAUUUAGGAAAGAAGAAUGUAGAUGUCGAGUUUGCUGCACCAAGGCUAGAUGGAUUGCUAUCAGAUGCUUUGCCUUGCCCUUCACCAAGGUCAAGUGAUUGCCAGUCAAAUGAGGGAAUUCACAAUUCAUUGGAAGUUAAUACUUUGAAUUCUGGUGCUCAAGAAAGAAGAUCUAGUGUGUUUUAUCGUUUGAACUUUGGUUCAAAGGAUAUUAGACAAGAUAAGGCUGCAAGUAGAGGUCAGCAUAAGUUGGGCAGAAAUGUUAUGUUCCAAAGGGCUAGAUGAGAUUUGCAGCUGAGCAAUAAGAGGAGAAACACUAAUUCCCUACAUGAGAAGACAACCAAGGAAGCUGAAUUUAUUAAAAGAGAAGUAGAAGAUAUUAGUGAAAGUAAAUUAUUACAUCCUGAACAUGCUGGAGGAGAAGAAACAGAGAGGAGAAGAUAACAGCGUACAAGACAUCAUGGACUCAUUGUUGCAGAGGCAUAACUCAUGGAAGAAAUUCAAGGCCAAUAAAUAAUUUCGUUAAACAAAGAGUUUAUGGUGUGGAUUCUGCGGUCUGGAAGAAUGUCUCUACAUGAUUGUUUUGGGCUUUUUAAUGAGACUGGAAAAGUUGGUUUAUUUAUAGUAUGAGACUUUGACAAUCUUAUGGAGGUAAUACUAGUGUUUGCAAUGGUAGACCUAAGUAUAGUGUUGCUUUGGAAUUAGAAAUGCAACUUUAUUUACAAUGGUAUAGUUGAUUAUGAAAAACUAGGUUUAGUUUUGUACUUUUACAAGCUUUUUAAGUGUAAUAGAUGUCUGCAAUGGUAGAAUUACACAUUGGUGCUGCUCUGGAAUGUAUUUUAUGCUUAGUUUCACGGGAAGUUUAACUUUGACAAGUUUUUGAAGUGUAACAAAUAUUUACAAUGAACUAUGUAUUGUGUUGCUCUCGAAUGUAAAUAUGCAAAUAGUAGAAUUACACAAUUAGAGGUGA
This is a messenger RNA of Humulus lupulus (European hop), 1963 nucleotides long. RefSeq lists its product as uncharacterized. NCBI's taxonomy places the organism in Eukaryota, Viridiplantae, Streptophyta, Magnoliopsida, Rosales, Cannabaceae. The transcript has 2 exons. Bases 384 to 908 code for a protein of 174 amino acids. The record is from RefSeq and is a predicted model, not a curated record.